AUGAAAGCGUCGCCGGUAGCAAUAGUCUGCACUCUCCUCGGGCUCUCGACCGCAACACCAACACCAUGCCCAGAUGAUGGCGUACAAGAAGCGCUUUCCUUCGCCUACAUGUAUGGCUUCCCUCUGUACGCUUUCGGCGAUAUUGCCAGGCCUUUGCUCGCUGCAGGUGUCCCGAUAAGGCCUAACAUCAACAUACCCUCUUCCGAGCCAAACGAGCCAGGCGCUGUUGGUGUCGUCCGACCCAACGCGGAUACCAUGUACUCAAUCCUGUUCAUGGAUUUGUCGUCGAAUGAUCUCAAGGUGACCGUACCAGAGGUGCCGGAGGGUCGAUACUGGGUCUUUCCCUUUUGCACACCUUAUGGCGACAAUCUGAUCAACCUUGGUAACCUCGACGCGAGCAAGCCUGGAGACUACCUAGUCCGGUAUAACUCCAAGGCCUAUGGUCUUCAAACCGAUGAUGUACCAGAAGGCUACGUUGGAGUCAUCAAUUUCCCCAUGGCAUACGGGCUUGUAAACGCGAGAAUCGUCACCGACCGCACAGAAGAAGAUGUCGCUAUUGUCGCAGAGCUCCAAAAGGGCUUCCGCGUACGCCCUGUUCGACGAUCCGGAAAGCCUGUCGCCCCAGCUCUCAAUCUCACCAUGUUCACCGACCCUGAUUAUACCGACGAAAACCAGUCGCAGUAUCAGGCCGUCAUGAACACCGCCGCAGCUCUUACACCAUACCUGCCGCCCUAUAUCGUCUCCGAUCGCAAGACCGUUGCCAAAGACCUCAAGAAGGCAGGCUUCAAUAACGGAAAGUUCCAACAACCGGCAGGUACAGACUUGACAAAGGCCGUCGGAAUGGCGAACAAGACAGCCUUGGCUUUUUCAGAAAGACCAGAGGUUAGCAAAGAUGUCGGCAAUGGCUGGACUCUCAUUUCUGAAGAAUACAUCGGUAGCUUCGAUUCCAACUAUGAGAUGCGAUACCAGAUUGGCCUGACGGCCUAUCUCGCAUUAAAGCCAUCUGAGUGUGCAUACCCGGCAUUUGGAUAUUUCGACGCCAACAUUGCUGUCGAAGAGGGUCAAUCUGUUCUCUGGACUUUUACCGCACCACCUAAGAUUAAAGAGGGAGGUUUCUGGAGUCUUACCGCCUACGGACCCGAUCAAGACUUGAUCCCGAAUGACCUGGACAAGUACAUGGUUGGCGAUAGGAGUAACUUGACGUUCCCUGACGGAAGCCCAGUAGAAACUGGCGGGGAGGGAGUCUUCCAGGUCUUGCUUCAGGAUCAGAACAUCAAGCCGCCUUCCAACUGGACCAACAACUGGUUGCCGCUCAACUCCGGCGGUGGAAACAUCUCAGUUACUAUGCGAUGGUAUGGUGCGGAGGAGGAAAUGGUUGAUGGUACAUAUGUUCAUCCCAAGAUGACUCUCAUUGAUGCCAUCGAGGGCUAA
Molecule: messenger RNA, 1431 nt
Organism: Fusarium coffeatum
Lineage: Eukaryota; Fungi; Ascomycota; Sordariomycetes; Hypocreales; Nectriaceae
Exons: 5
Coding region: 1-1431 (476 amino acids)
Source: RefSeq, a predicted model, not a curated record